This is a messenger RNA of Rosa rugosa (rugosa rose), 1987 nucleotides long. RefSeq lists its product as uncharacterized. Bases 124 to 477 code for a protein of 117 amino acids. NCBI's taxonomy places the organism in Eukaryota, Viridiplantae, Streptophyta, Magnoliopsida, Rosales, Rosaceae. Gene Ontology annotation, biological process: regulation of defense response to fungus. The record is from RefSeq and is a predicted model, not a curated record. The transcript is spliced from 3 exons.
AGUUGAGUUCGAAAUUUCAUUGAUUAUCGCCAAUGAAUGAUUGAGGUGGAUCAUAGUCUUUCAAUUGGAAUUAACUCAUACCUGAUGCAUGCCAUUAUGUAGUUUUUUUUGCAGGGGAGCCUCAUGGAUUCUCAGGAACUCACUACUAGAGUCCGAUUAGUCAGAUGUCCUAGAUGUCGGCUGCUUCUACCAGAGUUGCCAGAUUUUAAGGUUUACAAGUGUGGUGGAUGUGGUGCCGUUCUCCGAGCAAGAAAUCGAGUAAGAAACGAGAGAAGAAGUGAGGGCUUAACCAUCCAAUCAGCUCCAGUGAAUCAAUUAUUAGAUCAUGUUUCUCGAGAUUCAGAAUCAGUCAGCUCAGUUGCCUCAAUGGGAGAAGUGAGAACAAGAAAUCAAGUAAGAAAUGAGAGAAGUGAGGGCUUAAUUAUCGAAACAGCUCCUGUGAAUGAAUUAUUAGAUCAUGUUUCUCGAGAGAAGUAAGAAAUGAGAGAAGUGAGAGCUUUCGCUCUAAUAAAAUAGCGGCUCUAGGGAAUCAAUUAGGUAUUCUUUCUGUAGACAUAGAAUCUGGCACCUCGACCAGUACGUAGUGCAACACUUCAUUAUUAUUAUUUUGAUGGAUGUUUUUCUGAAAGGAUGUUCUAUACAAGGGUCAUGUAAUGUGUAUACCUAGCUAACCCUCAAAGUUGAGCAAUAGUUCAGCAUUUUUCUUUUCUUGUUAUAUGUUGGUUCAAAUCAUAGUUGGUUACUCUUCCUUUGACAGAUUAAGACACAUGGAGUUUGUUAUGUUAUCCGAUUUAAGUAACUUUUCAGCUAGCGCCAAGUUAACAAUAUAAAGUCGUUUUCAUUCCAACUCUCAAUGUUAGCCAAACAGAAAUAGAUGAGAAAGAAAAUCUUUAGAGUACCAUAUUAACUACCUAAUGACUAGACAAGACAUGCCUGUUAUGCAUAUUUCAGUUACAAGGUCAUGUAUAUUGUAGAAGGCUUUUUUGGUUUACAUAUUGUAGAAGAAGUUUUGAGAUGGUCCUUUCACCUACAAUUCAGUGUCCAGCAUGUCGAUUUCACAUCACACCAGUUCAAAUGGGGCCAACGAUGACUAUCGUGACAUGUUGAAGCAGAAGAUAAAGCUAGUGUUCUAAACUCAUAGCUGCAGUUAACCAACAUCCUUGUUAGCAUAUUUCUUGAUAGUUGUCUUUAAUUUGUGAUUCGACUACUAAUUUCUUUUGAAGGCUAAUUUUGAAGACUGGAUCUUUUUAAUCGUGAGCAUCAUCCUAGAGCUUCUGUCAGCUGCUUUUGAUCAGGCUUCCUCCCCAAGUAAAUCAAACUAUGCACUAAUUGGUAUGUUGUUUGCUAUUGUUGCUGUAAUCACUUGCAUCUGCGAGCUCAUUCACAAGGUUAAGAGGGAAGGAGCUAAAUUGGGGAGGUGGGGAAUGCUGUGGUGGUUUUAUCAUCCACCUCCCAGUAGCACCAUUUUUGGUACUUUCCCCGACAUUUUAGCAUUGGUUGGUGCCAUCCCUCAGUGCAUUUUCGCGACAGUUCAGUAUGUUUACCACAGUAGGCAUGCUGAUAAUCCUAUCAAUCUAUGCUUGUGGCCUAUUGUCUUUCUCUUUUGUUUGGUUGGCUUGAGACUAAUUAAGUAUCAAAACAGAAAUAUCGCUCACGGCUUAAUGCUUACACAAAUAUCGAUCAGUUGUGACUGAACAGAGAGGAUAGUUCUUUGAGAAAACCUGGUGUGCAUCUGUUGUGAAUUAUAAUGUUCAGUUCGCUUUGACAGCCUGAAGAUGGCGAAUUGUCUUAGCAGGAUACAAUGUGAUUGAGUUGGACUUUACUGCUGAGAGUAGCCUUAUGAUUAUACUUAAAACUGCCCAUUUUAUGUAAGAAUAUUUAUUGCCUCGGUCCUUUGUGGAUUGAUCUACGUGUAACUUAAACUUAUUUACGUACUUACAUACCAUCAGUUCAACAUAGCGUGCUAUAUUGCAGUUCAUUGCAUGCU